This is a messenger RNA of Rasamsonia emersonii CBS 393.64, 2916 nucleotides long. RefSeq names its product Differentiation regulator (Nrd1). The transcript is spliced from 3 exons. Gene Ontology annotation, molecular function: mRNA binding. NCBI's taxonomy places the organism in Eukaryota, Fungi, Ascomycota, Eurotiomycetes, Eurotiales, Trichocomaceae. The coding region runs from base 1 to 2916 and encodes 971 amino acids. Gene Ontology annotation, cellular component: cytoplasmic stress granule. The record is from RefSeq and is a predicted model, not a curated record. Gene Ontology annotation, biological process: mRNA splicing, via spliceosome.
AUGGCCUGCGGGCGCCUGCCCCUAAACGCCCCUGUGCUCGGGGGCGCCUGCCAUUCAAUGAUUCCCCUGGCCAGCCGGUUCCUGGCCUUCUCCACGCUGCGCAUCAUCCCCAAUCCCGGCAGGAGCAGCCAGCAGGCCCAGCAGCUCAACGCACCCCUGCUCGCAGCAGCCUGUAAUCUCCUGCGACAUUCUCGGGCAUUGAGCCGUCGAGUACGCCCCUACUCGUGUGUGCAUCGUCGUGUGUCCGGUGAUAUCAGGUCCCGGACCUCAUCCACCGUCAAGACGGCUGUGCUCUCGUCCAACCCCCGGGACACCCUUGUCCUGCCGCCGCACUUGCUCGCCAUGCAAACGUCGGAUGCUUCGAAUGUCCCGAAGAAUUCUCGUCUAGUUCCUCCGGCCUCGAAGCUAUCCAACGUCAACGCUGAUCACACCGGCUUUUCCCACGGCGCUUUUGCCUCGAACAACCCCUCUGUCCAGAAUUUAGGAGAUCGUAACUCUCGACGGGCCAAUAUCCCUUCGAUCAACACCGGUCCCGCCACCCCGAACGGGAACGACGUGGCCGCAAGUGGGACGGCCGUUGAUAUGAAUUUCACCCCUUUACUCCCAUCGCAGCUGCUCCUCGGAAGUCCCUUCCAGCCAGGAACCCCUUCCGCCUUUGCGUCUCCCCAGUUCGCCAAUUUCGGCGGCUUCUCGCAGGCGAAUCCCUCCGCUCCCGCUCAGAGCGCUCAGAACCAGCUGGGUAGCCCGACCCAGGCGCAGCAGAACACCCUUUCUCCUCCGCUUUACUCCAACCUCAUGUCGGCCGAAGGUUUUGGCGGAUCCCAGCUUCUGGGAGGCCCCCAAUCUCCGAUCGGCGGUUUCCCGGGUUUGGGAAACGCUGCCUUUGGUGGUGCGAACCCAUCGGUCCCUGUUGGUCCAGGGAUCCUCUCGGGAACGAGCCGGACGGUGUACCUUGGAAACAUCCCCCCGGAGACGUCCGCGGAGGAGAUCCUGAACCAUGUUCGUAGCGGCCAGAUCGAGUCGGUCCGAUUGUUGCCGGACAAGAACUGUGCUUUCAUCUCUUUCUUGGAUAGUAGUUCUGCCACCCAUUUCCACUCAGACGCCAUCUUGAAGAAACUCGCCAUCAAGGGCAACGAUAUCAAAAUCGGUUGGGGAAAGCCCUCCCAGGUCCCGACUUCGGUGGCCGUGGCAGUGCAGCAGUCGGGUGCCUCCAGGAAUGUGUAUCUUGGAAACUUGCCGGAGGACAUCACGGAAGACGAGCUCCGGGAAGAUUUGGGCAAGUUUGGUCCCAUCGACACGGUCAAGAUCGUGAAGGAGAAGAACAUUGCUUUCGUGCAUUUCUUGUCGAUUAGCAACGCCAUCAAGGCCGUGUCCCAGCUGCCGCAGGAGCCGAAAUGGCAGCCUCCGCGCCGGGUGUUCUACGGCAAAGACCGUUGCGCAUACGUGUCCAAGACGCAGCAGCAAAAUGCUGCGCAGUACCUUGGCAUCGCUCCCGGUUAUGCACAUAUCUUGAACAGCGCGGACCGUGAUCUGAUCUCGAACGCUCUCGCCCAACAGUCGGUGGCUGCGGCCGCCGUCGCUACCAGCGCCGGAGGCGUGAACAACCUCGGUAACCGGACCAUCUAUCUCGGCAAUAUCCAUCCAGAAACCACCAUCGAAGAGAUUUGCAACGUGGUCCGCGGCGGUUUGUUGCAUCACAUCCGUUACAUUCCGGAUAAGCAUAUCUGUUUCGUCACCUUUGUCGACCCGACGUCCGCCGCUUCGUUCUAUGCGCUCAGCAACCUGCAGGGAUUGAUGAUCCAUAACCGGAGGCUGAAGAUCGGCUGGGGCAAGCACUCGGGCGCUUUACCACCCGCGAUUGCCCUCGCAGUCAGCGGUGGAGCGUCCCGGAACGUCUACAUUGGGAACCUGGACGAAAGCUGGACGGAGGAACGGCUCCGUCAGGACUUCUCCGAAUACGGCGAAAUUGAGCUGGUGAACACCUUAAGAGAGAAGAACUGUGCCUUUGUCAAUUUCACCAACAUCGCCAACGCCAUCAAGGCAAUUGAAGGCAUGCGCAAUCGCGAGGAAUACAAACGCUUCAAGAUCAACUUUGGUAAAGAUCGUUGCGGCAACCCUCCACGCCAGCUUCUCAAUGCGCAGCAGAAUCGUGGUUCGGGUCUGGAUGGGACACAGUCCCCGUCCCCCGCGCUUAACGGCUUCCAGCAGAACCUCAGCCAAGGAGGAUCCCAAGCCAGUCCGACUCGUCCGGCGCUGUCGCCAGCUCCUGGCUCGACGGGCUCGCAAGGCGGACAGACCCGGCACCCACUCCAGGCCGUCGCGUCUGCAUCGUCGAUCUUGAAUGUUGGAGCCAACAAUCCGUUGACGAUGUAUCUCAACCACAUGGCUGCUCAACAGCAGCAACAGCAGCAGCAGGCCCAACAGCAGGCCCAGCAGGAACAGGAAAACCGUCUGACGGAUCCGGUCACUCUGGCAGCGUUGCAGCAACAACAGCAACAAGCCCUUGCCAACCAGCAGGCUGCUUUGUAUGACGGUGCUGCCACCGGUGAACUUGCCAACGGCCGGGUGGUGGAUUCCUCCUUACAUCAGCACAAGCCUUCCGGCAACGGCUUUCUCAAUGUGACCAAUGCUCCCGCGAGCAGUACCCAGCACAGCGCGACUGGCAGCAACAGCCUCAGUGUUCCUCGCGUCCAGCAUUCCCGGGCUGUCAGCUUGCCUUCCUUUUCCCAGGAGCCGUUUGGACCGAACUCGAGCCAACCGUCUCAGGGUCGUCCGGGAGUGACCCAUCAGGCCCAAGGUAGCUUUUCCAGCUUCAGUUCCGCCCUAGGUGGUCUCAACCACAAUGGCUUUGGCCUCGCUAUUCAGAACGAAACUUCUCUUCCGGGCUGGGCUGAGGAGGAGAUCGGGGCGAAGUAA